AUAAUAAUAAUAAUGAAGACAUUGGGGUCGGGGGUUCGAUAACCACCGUGGCCCUGUGUGUGUGGAGUCUGCAUGUUCUCCCUGUGCUGCGGGGUUCCCUCCGGGUACUCCGGUUUCCUCCCCCAGUCCAAAGACACGCAUGGUAGGCUGAUUGGCGUGUCCAAAGUGUCCGUAGUGUAUGAAUGGGUGUGUGAGUGUGUGUGUGAUUGUGCCCUGCGAUGGAUUGGUGCCCUGUCCAGGGUGUACCCCGCCUCGUGCCCGAUGCUUCCUGGUAUAGACUCCAGGUUCCCCGUGACCCUGAAAUGGAGUAAGCGGUAGAAGAUGGAUGGAUGGAUGGAUGAAGACAUUGGUUUUUAUUUUUUUCCUCUUCUUGUAAAUGUACUUUUGAUCUUGUAUUUCAGUAUUUCUGUUCAUUCUUGGUGUUAAAGCUAACACGCGCUAUUAAAAUACAUGCUCAUCAUUAACGCCAGGGUUAUAGUCUGUAAACUUUACAGUCUGUGACAAAAGAGACUAUAAACGGCUGGAAAGUAGUUCCGGCUUGCCGACGUCACAGAAAGUGGGCGUGUUCCGGAACGUGCUGAGUAUAAAAGCGCGAGGUUGCCUGACAGUAAAGUUUCCGCGAGCCGCUCGAGGGAUGCGCGCGCCGUAGACAGCGCGCUUUCUAACACCACUUCAUGUACACUUUUAUAAUUUUAUAUACUCAGUGUCUUAUCCGUUGAAUCCGGUUACAGAAACAAACACCCGGCGUCGCGUUUUCAGCUCGUGACUCACAGGAAAUGUAGGGCUGACAAUAACAAUAAUAAUAAUAAUAAUAAUAAUAAUCCAUCAUCAUCCUCAUAAUUAUAACAAUGAUAACAAUCACUGCUGGAUAAACAAAGCUAAUGUAAACCAAACACCUGCUGAUGGACAUUCAAUAAGCCUGGUCCACAGUUUGCAUUCAUUUUGCAUUAAUCUCCGGGAGAAUGUGUGCAGGAUCAUGUGUGGUAUUAAACAUCUCAAGAGGUGUGAAGGCUCUCUGAGAUUGGAGAAAGUGGGUCUUGUGAGACGUCCAGGCUUUCAGUAAGCCCAGUGUGGUGUAGCAGGUCAGAGCCUUGUGUGUGGGACCAAUCGCAUCUGGAACAAAAGGUUUUUAAGCUGCGCACUCUACUUUCUACCGCCUUCUACAAGGAUUUUUACCCUACCCACCCCCACCCCCUCUGCAUCUUUUACAAGAGAUGUGGAAACUGUUGUAGGCCUGUUCUGGCCAGAGAGAUUUGGGACGUGGGCAUUGUGUUCUGGACCCUUUAAUACUCUCUUCAGCCAUGCAUUUAGAGGUGAAAGUUGCACUGAACUUCAUAGUGUCCUACUUGUACAACAAGCUCCCACGGCGAAGAGCGGAUCUGUUCGGAGAGGAGCUGGAACGAAUCUUGGUGUCACGUUUUGAAGGUCAUUGGUACCCGGAGGCUCCGUUACGUGGUUCUGCCUUCCGCUGCCUUCAUCUUGGAGUCCCUGGGGACCCCGUGGUGGACUUGGCAGCCAGACGGAGUGGGUUGGACAUGGAGGAAGUCCGUGCCAAUGUCCCUCCAGAGCUUAGCAUCUGGAUCGACCCUUAUGAAGUGUCCUAUCAGAUUGGCGAGAAAGGGGCUGUGAAAGUUCUCUACAUGGAGGAUCCGCCAGGUUUGGGUGGUGAACCUGAAGUAUCAGAAUGCUUAGGAGGGCUUUGUAAAGGAGAUGCAGAGCUGGAAGAUGGGAAGAAUUUGGGCUUCAACCCUGACGCUCAGGUCUUUGUGCCCAUAGGUGGCCAAGCAUCACCAGUCAUGCUUCCAUCACUCUCUAAUUCACCAACACCGCUCUGUCAAGGUCUGUUCAGCUACGCAGGUUCCAGUACUCCAACGGAUCCCACUGUGCACUCCAACGCCUCCUCUCCAUCUCCACCAAGUACAGGGAUGCCCUACCCUCACCCAGCUGCCCAACCCAGCUCCCGUCCGACUCCGCAACAAAUCACCUUCACCACCGCCAGCUUUGCCGCCACCAAGUUUGGCUCCACCAAGAUGAAGAAAUGCAUGGGGAACGGGGUGGUAGGUGGAUCUGGCAGUGUCAGUGCUCCUCAGCAGCGAAUGCUGAGCCAUUCCCCCACCGCAAUGUCCUCCAUUUCACCACCUGGACUGGUGAAGCACAAACCCCUAUCACUCUCCAUGCACUCCCUGGCUGGUCCAGUCUCCAGCCAACUCUCACCCAAUGCCAAAGAGUUUGUGUACCCUGCCUCCCAGGGGCCCCUCUAUUUUGAAGCUGAGGCUCCACACCUGACCCACACUGGCCCAUUCCAGACCCCGCUUCCAGGCCCUGCUCACCCACAUGCCACCUUUGAUCCAUUCUCCAGCCAGCCACCAGGCCAUGCUAUGGGUGUCAUGGGAAGUGGCAGUGGAAUUUCUUUCAUGGAGGGUCUGGGGGGCUACAACCUGCAGUACUCCAGCCAAGCUUUCCAACCUGUAGUAUUGGCUAAUUAAGUGUUCAAGAAAGCUUGAAAGAUGUCUUCUGGGAGUUUUUUAAAAAAAAUUAUUAUUUUUCCCAACAGUUGUUACUAAUACAUAAAGUUAAGAUGGUGUUAUGACUACUAAAACCACUUGUGAUGUUUGUUUGGGGUUUUUUUUUUUUUCCUCCAUAUUGUUCGUAUUCAAGGGUUAUUAUUUUCCUUUCUCCAAAGUCAAUGGGAAAUAACCAGCCUCCUGCCGCACAGAUGUUUUGCAUUGAAUGCUAAUUGGAUCUGGGUGUUCCUCACCAAGGUAUACUUGUCUCUAGCCUGGCUGAGCAGCAUGAGCUUGUUCCAACACUGCUCUUUCAUGCUGUGAAGAGCUUCAUGCUUCAAUUUAAUCACGUUGAGAGCAAAUAUUUUGUCGGAAGGUUCAGGAAAGCAGAGAGGUUGGGACUUUGCUAUAAGCGGUCUAGUCAAGCCUCACUGUGGAGGGGGGUGAUUUUGUGUUGACACAAAUCUUGCACGGUUUUGUUUUUUUUAUUUUUCGUUCUGUGGUUUGCAUAGUUGGGACACAAUGCGCACUAUUGGUACAGGGCCUAGUUUAUGAGCAGUCAAAGGGGAUAAUGCUUUAAAGCUGUGAAACUGUUCAGGAAGACUGUGUUUUUCAUAUUCAAAAGCCAUAAAUAUGGUCCAAAGGGGGGGGGGGG
Messenger RNA from Ictalurus furcatus (blue catfish), 3159 nucleotides. RefSeq names its product protein Tob2. The record is from RefSeq and is a predicted model, not a curated record. Lineage: Eukaryota; Metazoa; Chordata; Actinopteri; Siluriformes; Ictaluridae. Gene Ontology annotation, molecular function: transcription corepressor activity. Bases 1302 to 2486 code for a protein of 394 amino acids. The transcript is spliced from 3 exons. Gene Ontology annotation, cellular component: cytoplasm; nucleus. Gene Ontology annotation, biological process: regulation of gene expression.